AUGGACGUUCUAGAGCCAUGGCUGGCGGCCACUAUAGAGGGAGAGCUGGGUGAGGCGUUACGUCAUAAGGAGGAAGGCGCAAACAAACAUCCAUCGAUUGGGCAGCCCCGAGGGCUAUCGUAUGAUGAUGGCAGUAAUCUGAGGAUAACAUCUACAAAAAAGGGACCCGUUGUUCAGAUCACUAAGUUCUUGACCUUCGACGAGCCUAUACAAGUCACACUUUCUGACAGCGUUAUACGUGUCAAUGCUUCCAUCACCAAUCAGGCGUCUCAGAGAUACGCUAAGAAGAACAAAAGAAAUCUUACAGAGGGAACCGUUGGAGGCCUCAUACAACUGCACGACUUCGAGAUUGUCGCAACACAUCUUGGUCCAAGAGAUAAAAGGCUUACGCUCUAUGUCAAAGAAUUCAAGAGCAUUGGCUCGGACGGAUCUGGUAACUUUGGGGUCGCCCCUCAGGCUAUUGAGAGCAGGGAGGGGACAAAGGAGCUUUUGAACAAGCUAGCAGACUUGCGAAGACACGGACCGGACGCACACUCCCACCAGUCAGCCGCUGCGUCACCAAUCAGGUCUCAGCCCUGCACACAGACCUCCGACGCAGGGGAGAAUCAGGGUAGCCAGAUAGGCUUUGCAACUCAGGCACCUCGCUCUAACGCGUCUGUUGUUAGCAAGCCCAAGCCAUCAGAUCCAACUACCGGUAUCAACAUAGGCUCUAUCUCCAGUGCAAACAGUGUCAAGUCAUUACCUCCACCAACAAAGAGAAAAUACGGGAGUUUUUUAGCGACUUCUUUGAGUCCCCGUCAAGUGCAGGCAACCCCUCAGAGACCAAGUGUUAAUAGCACCAAAGCUCUCUUAGGCCUACUCCAACAUCAUAAGCGUACUCUACCGGUACCAGAGGUUAUCCCGCAGCCAACAACUGUGUAUUCCCUAGGGUACACUGCGGCCUCAAUCGGACCCGCUGUCGUUGAGGAAGAGAACACAGCUUCUCGAGAUACCACUCUCGCUCCCGGCGAUGAUGAUGUUACCAGAGCUCCCAUUGAAAGCCAGAAAAGAAAAAGACAGUCCCCGGACAAGACCCCAAGAAAGAAAGCAGCCGACAGUCAUAGAGUACAUGGGAUCGACCAAGACUGUGGGAGCUUGGGUGUAGAUUGUGACCUGGACACGAAGGCGGGAUCUAGGGCAGCUGUAACCGAAGCCUCCAUCAACGCACUCCAUAGUCGGUCAGCCAGCUCCUCGAUAUCAAAAACUGCAGAUUCGUACCCUAACGCCCCAUUGGACCUCUCAGAUCGUUCCAUUUCAAAACUUACAACCUCGGUCUCCGGUCAAAACACCGGUCAAAAUCGAAUUAGGAGCAGAGACGUGAAAAUUCUCAAAGACCAAGAGGCUUUGUUGAACCGUGCGGACUCUUGGCUGCCAGCAGAGCCUGGUCAGCGCGAGCCCACAGCAAACAUACCAAUCUCUUUACUCAAGAAGCUGAAUCGGAAAGCGGACCUCCGUGCUCAACGGCCAACAAAGAUACGGAAUCAAGAAAACGGUUCAAUGACCCCAAGUGCGGUAAUUGACCAAACAGCCGACUCGGAAUCAGAUAUACCUGUAUCCUCAGGACAAUGGCCCCUAUCGCCUGAGCGUGAUCAGCUACCACCGGACAGCAGUUUCGCAAGUGCCGAAUAUUCUGAUCACUCAGUCCAAAAGACAUCAAGUAAUCCUCGCUCGAUCUCGUCUUCACGAAGGCAGUCUCACGCAUCAAGUUCAUCUUAUUCAAUGCCAUUGGGGCGACCAGCUUCGAUAUCAGCAGAGCGUUUUUCUAGAGGAGCAGGAUCUCCUAGCAUGGUGUCUCCUGGUCUUUCAUCACCUAGCGUUACAUCCACUUCAGCUGGCGAAGAGGUCCAUCGAUUCACGUGUCAAGCACCAGGUUGUGACAAGUCAUACAAGAAUUCUAGCGGCCUAAAAUACCAUGUAGAUCGUCAUCACCCCAGUACAGGAUCGUUCGAAAACUUCAGGUGCCCUGUGGAGGAUUGCACCAAGUCUUAUGCAAGUCCCGGUAGUCUCAAAUACCACAUCGAACGUUACCAUGAUGGCAAUCCAGCCACACCAAGCAAUAGUGGGAGUGCCACUCCUACUGUGCCUGGCGAGUCUACUCCCAUGUUUCCUGGUUUAAAAUCCUGGAGUGAGCGUGACGGAGGGUCUGGACAGAAAGUCGUUGGUAAAUGGGCCAACAAUGAGUCGGAUAGUGUACAAAUCUCAGCUUCGAUGUCACCUUUACUCGGACAGAAUAGUGACUUGCUGCUUGAUGCGCAGCCGGCUCCGGUCCAAUCUGCAGCAACAAAUCCGGCUGAGACCCAUGCUGCCAAGGAAACAUUUUCGCCCUUACUUCCAGCAUCACCGACCCCAGAGUCAGACCUAGAGAUGACAGUCCCACUCGCUCUUAACGAAGAGACCCAUUCCAUUGCAGGUAGCGCGCCGAUGCAACAUUUUCCUUCCACUGCUUCGCAGCCACCGGACCCAUUUACGCAAGUCAAACGUACCCCUUACGUCAAUGGUCGUGCGCACAAUGAAUCACUACCGGGUUCCAGAAUUCUAUCUUCGCCGUUAAAGGCGAACUUUAAUCCUCUUAUGAAUGGCACUAUCAAUGACGAUACUGAAUUUGUGUCGGCAUCAGUCACUUCUGGCCCCGAGACUUCCACCGCUGAGGCUCAUGGUGAAAAUGGAAGCUCUAACAACGUCGAGGACCAAAGUAUUGCAAAGGUUGCUGCGAGGCUCGCGGAAGAAAACAACAGCCAAGAAAUGACCAAUGGCAUUCUCGAGGAAUCCAAUGAAAUGAUCGCUGAAGUCCAACAAGAAAGGAGGAAGGCAGAGACAGCGGCAGAUAAGCCAGAUGACGCAUCCUUAAUCAUGACCAAGAGCCAGAGCCAGAGUUCGAGGUGGAAUCACCCAUCCGUGGUCUCCGAAGCCAAUGCAGAAGUUCAAACAGUACCAGAGAAGUCGCCGACACCCGAGGACAAUCACAUAGACCCUCCACCUCAGCUCCCUACGUCUGACCAUGCCACCCACGUCGCUCCUGAGAUGAAGCGCAAAGUUGCAGAUUCGAGCUUUGUAUCCCCAAAUGUGGCCAAGCGACUGAAAAGGUUCAAGGUCCCGUCGGCCUUUAACUUCAUUGAAAGGUCAGAGGUUCCGCGAGAUCCAUCAGAAGGAGCUCGGCAAUACCGUCAGGACUUCUUGGCUUCCAGGAGAAGUAGCGAGAGCAGCACUCCUACGAUGAGCCCCACAGUGUCUUUCAUCACUUUUCCGGGGCCCACGUCAGAAGAUCCACUAGAGCGGUCCCGGCCAGUCCGUCCGGAAUUCUUGGCUUCCAGAAGAAGUAGCGAGACCAGUACUUCCACAAAGAGUCCAAAUAUAAACCUCACCGCACUCACGGGGUCGAUCCGGGCUGACCGGCGCAAUGCAGAAGUGGAAAAGAACGUUGGGAAUGUGACUGUACAAAACCAGUCGAUUGAUACUGAGAUUGAGCGCCAGAAGAAGAUCGAGUUCGAAGAAUUGUCGGCAAGAUCUCCAAUGCAAGAAAUGAAGGAUGCUGCACCGCUUCCGAAUGGUACCACUUCUAUGGAACCAGACGGCGGUGGUACAAAGCCUGGUGCGCAAGAGAAUCCAUCCUUUGAUCCCGAAGCAGACUCUCUCAUGUCCGUUGCGCAGAAUACAGACGUCGAAGGUCCUGACGCAGAGCAGAGCCUGGUGAUGGAGGCAAGCUUCUACGUCUCUACUGAUGAAGCGCAGCGAGCUCAGUCUGUCGAGCUUGAUGUAUCCUUUCAGUCACCAGACCAGAAGACCGAGAAUGACCUUGCGAACGCAAAUGAUGGCGCAGAUCAGAAUGUCGAGUCAGAGAUUGACCUGACGGUUGCGAGCCAUGGUCAACUGGUGAACACUGAUGAGGACGCUCGGCCGGUGGACUCAAAAUCAGACACAGCCCUCAAAGAUUUACAUCCUCGGGCAGACGAAAUCGCCGAGCAGGGGAGCAAUGCGCCGACACCAGAAGUAAGAUUAGAUCAAGUCGCUGAGCACGACACCGUCACGCUAGAAUCCCUAUAUCAACAAACAUCGUUCAGAGACAAUGCAGACACUCAGGUGUCUGGAAAAACUAUACCGGAGCCUACAUCUCAACAGCAACCAGUCACAGUGGACGCAGGCAUACCAAUGCCUGAUGAGAUUGCAACGGAGCGCGCAUCGCAUCAACGGUUUAAAGAAGUAGACACAAACAGUCCGAUGCAUCACGUCUCGGUCAAUCAUGACAUCACGCCCUUGAAAUUUAUUGCUCACACGGACGAGCCUAUGAAACAAACCACGUCUCUAUCUAUUGCCGUCCCGGUCUUCGCCGCUGAGUCUGAUAGAGAUAUUCAACCACAUCUUUCUCCUGCGGCCGUUGAACCUGUUCUCCCACUAAGCACCCCUAUGUCAGAUCUCGAAGUGAAAUCAGUCGAAGAGCACCAGAGCGCAAUACAGCUGCCGAUUCAAAUCACUAAGCAGGAAUAUUCCGCACCUCAUAACAUUUUCGAUAUUUUCAAAGCAACGUAUCCCUCCUACCCUGGAGACAUCAAUCAUUUCGCGGCUAUAUGCAGAAAAAUCAGCCAGCUCGUAAAAGCCAAUCGAAUGGAGCAUCAAUCUCUGUGGGAUGACUUCAUCGUCAGACACAAGCUCGAAUAUCCCCAGUACCUUCGACGAUGUGCCGAAGAAGCAGAGGAUGCCGUACCUUACGAAGAAUUCUACCAAACUGAAAUUGAGGCGCCUCAGUAUCAAAACCGUGUCAUCAAUCGACGAAGCCUAGAUGAAGCACUCGCUAUCGUCGCACGGAAGCCUAGUGCUGAUAGGGUGCACGUCGAGCCUAUGAAGGAAGAUGAGCUUCGCGUUGAGCUGGUGGAGCAUAUUUUCACUUCCAAGACAGACCCCGCUAUUGAGAAGAUGCAUUAUGAAUAUGCACCUGCCAACGAUGAUGGGCCACUGGAGCUGGUAGGAACCAAAUCCGCACCGAAGCCGGCGAGCUCUGAUGAAACUCAGCGGAAGUCGUCCGAAUCGCGGGUCAUUAUUGAUCUCACAGCGGACGAUCCGCCAGACGAGCAGGCCAAGAGGACAAAGCAAGGAGAAAUACUGCCCCAUUCGAGUGUUCCACAUCUAGUCAACGGUGUGUCUGGUGCGCCACGACCGUUGCAGUAUCGUCGAGAUAGCUCCGGCAGCCUACAACAGGUGCCCUAUACUCCUCCUACAACGCGAGGCUCGUAUAAGCCUCCACUUCCACAAUCAAUUCGAUCACCGCUUGUACCCGCCACGACCUCGACCCAAAGCACUACCAAGAGCAAUCGGCGAUCUCUACUUUGGAAAGAGUCUGAUCAUGAUGUCCAUCAGAGCUCACCGAACGCAACCACAACCAACUCUCCGGAACGACUCCCUGCUUCAAAGCUGCGAGAGGUCCACGUCGGAGGAUUCAGCAACGCCCGCUUACCACUCUCGGCAAAGCCGACCCCCAAGGACGUGAAGCAGAACCAAGGUUUGCUAAACACCUGCCACAGAGUGAUUCAGUCCAAUUGGGGGAUCAGGGCCUAUGAGUUGCUAGAGCUGGAAUGCUUUCGUGGGCAGGUAUUUUCAGAGACCAUGAUCGAGCUGCUGGCCGAAAUUGCGAGCAAAGUCAAUGUUCGUGAGGCGCGUAAUCGAAUAAAGGAUGCCAUAGAUACUCGCGUUCGGGAUAACGCUUGGCGAGGCGCCGAUCACCCGAGUCAAGAUCGGAAGAUAUUGAGGUCAGAUCUCGAGGUGGUGAGAGGCGUUGUUGAAACCUCGAGUAUGAGCACCACGAGUCCCUUUUCUCCACCUCAUACUAAUGCGGCGGUGGAAAAGCAAGACGAAGGUACGGCGUCUAAAUGGUGGGACGACGAGGGUUCACCAUAUAGAAGCUUCGUCAGAGCUUACACUUCGAUCCGGCAGGGUAACGGCAACAGCUUUGCCAAAGCCAACCGGGCGGAGCCAGCAGAUGCCGAGAAAGUAUACAAAGCUGCAAGUAGUGGUGUUCAGCCGAAGAAGAUCGAUAUCAUGAGAUGGAACUUGUAG
Letharia columbiana is the source of this 6084-nucleotide messenger RNA. RefSeq lists its product as uncharacterized. Lineage: Eukaryota; Fungi; Ascomycota; Lecanoromycetes; Lecanorales; Parmeliaceae. Gene Ontology annotation, molecular function: telomeric repeat DNA binding. Gene Ontology annotation, biological process: telomere maintenance via telomerase. The transcript has 5 exons. The coding region runs from base 1 to 6084 and encodes 2027 amino acids. The record is from RefSeq and is a predicted model, not a curated record. Gene Ontology annotation, cellular component: chromosome, telomeric region; telomerase holoenzyme complex; nucleus.